Molecule: messenger RNA, 1959 nt
Organism: Sclerotinia sclerotiorum 1980 UF-70
Lineage: Eukaryota; Fungi; Ascomycota; Leotiomycetes; Helotiales; Sclerotiniaceae
Exons: 6
Coding region: 1-1959 (652 amino acids)
Molecular function (GO): protein binding
Source: RefSeq, a predicted model, not a curated record
AUGGAUGGCCUUUCUGGUGCUUCCGCUGUGUUCGCUGUCGUAUCUCUUGCUGUCCAGCUAGCAGAGACCAUUCACAAGUUAGUCGAGUUUUGGAAAGCAGUCGAAGAUGCUCCCGAUAAUAUUACGAGGAUUUUCCAAGAACUUGGACUUCUGUCCAAGAUUUUAACACAAAGCCAUGAACUAGCGCAAUGCCACUCGUUUUCUGAUAUAUUUGAUGAAGCGCUGGAAGAUUUACAAAAUAAUAGUCUGUUAGCGCGCCCAUUUUCAACGUCUAACGUUUAUCAAUUCAACCAAAAGACGUCUCGUGCCAACACUCAGAUAUUCCAAAGCAUGCAAAUAACAGAACGAGAGCUGGCAAAGGGCUUGGCGGAAAAGCAGAAUCUGUUGAGUUCGGGAUAUCUCAAUGAGAACCUUGUUCCAUUUCACCCUGUCACAAAAAGGCAGCGCUUCAUUGAACAAGGCCAUGAUACGCAAGGGAAUCAGUUAUCGCCCGAAUAUGCAGAUAUCCCUCAGUCUGUGGGUGUUAGCUCGCGCGAACGGCAUGUAUAUGGAAAGAGGGGGUGCCAGAUUACGGGACCAUUCUCGAAUAUAUGGACUGUGUCUCAGGAGGUUCGAGAACGGGCUGUUCAUGCAUCAGGAGCCAAGGAAAAUGUGCAGGCAGAAUCUCAACUAAUUCUUUACCCUUCAAAGUGGCUUGCCAAGAUUGGCAUGGCAUAUGGCGUCAAAUUCUCGGUCCUAGCAUCAAGGGGAUGGCAGUACUCGCUCCAGCCUUUUCGCGCCGUGCCUGAAAAUGCCUUGAUUUUCGAAUUUUGCCGUGAAGGAAAUCUUGAGGGGAUAAGAACAUUACUGAGUCGAGGAGAUGCUUCUCCUUAUGAUAAGGAUCCUUUAGGAAGGACACCUUUAUGGUACGCUGUGCUUCAUCACCAAUUGGACAUAUCUGCACUACUGCUUUCGGAGGGCGCAGACGUACAGGAGAUGGAUUGGGUAGAUCGAAGACCAAACAGAAUCAUGGAUCUGGAUGUUGCAAGCAGGAAUGAGUCGGUUCUGGUAGUUUUGCAGUAUUUGGCACCUUAUUUUCAUCGCACCAAUUACAAUUUCAAUGGCCUUUUCUCUGAUUUAUUAAGUAUGGGAUAUGAUGGCGCGGUACUGCAGUGGUCUUUAAGCAAUAUUCCGGGGAAGCUGCGCGGUAACGAAAAUAGAUCUAUUAUCCAGCGCGCAAUUAGGAGGCUCCUUCUAAUACAAGAACCUCUUACGAUGAAGACUAUUAUUGAUAAGAGCAUGACAGCCGAUCUUCAUCUUUACAUUGAUCCAUCACCAUCCCAGGUUUACGGAAGAGAGACGCCCACGUCGUUGGCAAUGUAUGAUUUGGAAGGUUUCUUGGUUUGGCGUAGACUUCUGAAAGAGCUUGGCUUCGAUAUAUCAGACUUUGUCGCUCGGGAAAUAGAAGCCGGGGUAUGGAAAAGUAAUGGAUGGACUCAACAGACGCUUCUUGCAUUGUUCGAGCAAGAAUUGACGCUCCCAAAACUCCCCAAACCGUUCAAUCCAAUGGGUUGCCGUCCUUGCGAUAGAUGUCAGCAGCCUACACAUAUAACUGAUUUGAAUAAAGUAGAUCUUGAAUGGCGACGCAAACUCCGGGCGAUUAGAACAGGAAAGGCACAUGAUAUCUUGGAUGAUUGUUCGGCACUAGUCGGGAAAGUGGGUGUUAGGUAUGAUAUCACCGAUCGCACUAACGGGAAUGGGGUGGAAAGUGCUUUGGAUCCUCUACCUUAUCGCAUAGUCUGUCCAAGGAAGUGCGAAGACGGAAUCUGUGUGGCGUGGGAAUUCGAAAAUUUUGAGCCGCCGAGUCUUCCACCUUACAUUCCGAAAGAGGAACGAAAACGUCUCGAACGGCUGCGUUUGUUGGAAGAGGAAGCUAAAUGUCCCACUUACACUAUGCCUGGAGCUUUCAGAAUCCAGUAG